This is a messenger RNA of Paramecium sonneborni, 924 nucleotides long. Lineage: Eukaryota; Ciliophora; Oligohymenophorea; Peniculida; Parameciidae. The record is from the annotation of a GenBank genome assembly.
UUUAAAUGGAAUUUAAUUACGAUCAAAUCAAAGAGAAACUAAAAGGUUACGAUAUAUAGACAAAGAUUUAAUUAAUAGCAUUGGCCUAGUGUUUAUAUGAUAGGAAGAAGUUGGAUCAUGAAUAGGAUGAGGAAUUAGACAAGAUGGAAGCAGAUUAUAAGAAAAGAGUAGAACCUUUAAUUGAAGCCUCAAAUUAAAUAAUUUCAGGAUAAAGAUUAGUAAAGGAAGAGGAGAUAGAAGAUUUAAAGGAAUAUUUAAAUGGUUAAGAAUAAGCAAUAUUGGAUAAUUAAGAUCCAAUAGAGAAUUAUUGGUCAAAGGUUUUAUUGAAUUCAAAGACAUUAAAAAAUGAAGUGAUUGGGGACAAGGAUGAAGCAUUAUUGAAAGCAAUAAAAAAUAUAAGAGGAUAUGAGGACAAAGAAUAACAUAAGUUAGGAUUGGUAUUUUAAUUUAAAGCAAAUGAUUAUUUUGGAGAGGAAGAAUUGAAAGUAGAAUUUUUAUUAGAUGAAAAAUAAGGAGAACCAUUGAAAGUAGAGAGUACAAAAAUAAAUUGGAAAGAAGGUAAGAAUAUAACAGUAAAGAUUGUAAAGAAGAAGAAUAAAUAGAAGAAGAAGGUAAAGGAAGUAGAGUAGAAGACAUUAUUUUAAUUAUUUAAAAAUUUAGAUGUAAAAGAUUGGGAGAAAUUGGAAGAGGAGAAAAAGGAAGAAUAAUAAUAAAAGAUGGAUAUGUGUUAUGAUAUUUGUAGAUUGAUUUAUGAUGAAAUAUUACCAUAUUCUUUGGAAUAUUAUUUAGAUGUACAUGUAGAAGAUGAAGAUUAUGAAGGUGAUGAUAUAGAUGAUGAUGAAUCAGAUGAUGAGGAAGAAUUAACAAAAGAAGAAGCAAUAAAAAGAAUGAAAGAGAAAAGAGGAUUUAAAAAGUGAUUUGUAU